This is a messenger RNA of Trematomus bernacchii (emerald rockcod), 1164 nucleotides long. Its product is annotated as group XIIB secretory phospholipase A2-like protein. Gene Ontology annotation, biological process: cholesterol homeostasis; arachidonate secretion; phospholipid metabolic process. The record is from RefSeq and is a predicted model, not a curated record. Lineage: Eukaryota; Metazoa; Chordata; Actinopteri; Perciformes; Nototheniidae. Bases 86 to 730 code for a protein of 214 amino acids. Gene Ontology annotation, cellular component: extracellular region. The transcript is spliced from 4 exons. Gene Ontology annotation, molecular function: A2-type glycerophospholipase activity; calcium ion binding.
CACACAGUUUCAGGACUGCCUCUGAGUGUGUUUGUGAUUUCCCUCAGUCUCUGAACUCUUGCUAUUGAGCUUUCUGAGUUCCAGAAUGACCCGUUGGGCCCUCGUUGCUCACCUGCUGCUCCUGCUGGGCCUGUGCCUCCACAGUGCUGUCAGUCAGGAUGCUGAGGAGCCAGCUGCUGAAAUCCCACCACCACCACCCCCCCCAGCCUCUGAUGGCACACAGGGGGAGGACGAGGGCGGUGAUUGGGGACUAAACUCUGUGAGAGGCGGCUUUGAGUCGGUCGGCGGAUACUUUGACUCCAUGCUGGAGUUCAUGGGGGGACGUGAUGGAGUGUGCCAAUACCGCUGUCGACAUGGUAAAGCUCCUCUUCCUCGCCCGGGCUACCAGAUGCCUGAACCUGACGGCUGUGGCGCCUACUUCUUUGGUCUUCCUGUUCCAGAUGGGGUGGACAUGGGCAUCCCCGCCAUGACCAAGUGUUGCAAUCAGCUGGACAUGUGUUACGACACCUGCGGCUCCAACAAGUACCGCUGCGACUCCAAGUUCCGCUGGUGCCUCCACAGCAUCUGCUCCGACCUCAAGAAGAGCCUCGGCUUUGUGUCAAAAGUUGAAGCAUGUGAAGCAGUAGCAGACACCACUUUCAACACGGUAUGGACUCUGGGCUGCAGGCCCUACAUGAAUGGACAGAGAGCAGCAUGCUUCUGUCAAGGAGAGGAUAAAGAUGAACUUUAGGUUAAAGAUUUGUAUAACAGCAUCAACUACAGCAACCCAUCAGAAGAUGUUAUGGUGUUGUGAGGACUGCUGUGUGACUACUUGAGUAAUUUAUUUGUUUCAAGUUCUUGUUCUGGUUUUGUUCUGUCAUUAUUUUACCUUGCAGCAACAUUUAGAUGUUAUUUUCAAAUGUUUAACUGUGAUGCAAUUCCAAACUGUAUUUGUUUGUCUGAGGAGGUGCAUCAAUGUUGUAUGGAUUGUUAGUAUGAGAAUCGAUACAGUUGGAGAAGGCAUAUGAUUUUGGAAAAGCUAAAUGAUCUGUGCUGUGAACUCCACUUUACAACACAUAGAUAACCUCUAGUGCUUCAAACAUUGGCUGUGUUCAUCCAAUGUGUGUGUGUGUCCUACUACUAAGGAUUGUCCACCAUAUGAAUAAAUGUUAUUGACACACAUGA